GGGACGUAUAAUCCUUCUCAAAACAACUACAGAGAUGCUAAUUGUAUCUAGCUAUAAAUACAGUUUGACUCCUUGUCCUCUUUCUUUAUUCGGCUCUACUCUGGAAACCUAGAGCCGCCGCGGAUGCGCACCGGCUUCUCUGAAACAUUACUCCAUAUACCAGGAAAGGCCGUUAAAUAAGAGAGGCAGCAGAUAGAUGCUGCAAGUGUCAAUAAACUUGUCACACAAAAAAAAGUGAGCAGCGUGCGCACGGAGCUUUUACGCACGGUUGGAUACACCAUUUCGUGCGCCUUGUCAACAUUUCCUAACUGUUUUCGGUAAGCAACUGAGAAGCAACAAGCCGAGAUGUUCCCACUGCCGAUGUUCACGCCGGACCAGGUCGCUCGGGUGUGCGAGAACUUGGAGGAGACCGGGGACAUCGAGCGCCUCGGCAGGUUCCUCUGGUCCCUGCCCGCCGCCGUCCCUGGAUCCGCCGGGGAAGCGCUGAACCGACACGAGUCCGUGAUGCGAGCGAGAGCGCUGGUCGCCUUCCACGGUGGCAACUUUGACGCUCUCUACCAGAUCCUCCAGAGCCACCGGUUUACGCGCGAGUCGCACGCCAAGCUUCAAGACCUGUGGCUGGACGCGCACUACCGGGAGGCGGAGAGGCUCCGGGGGCGGCCGCUGGGCCCGGUGGAGAAGUACCGGAUCCGCAAGAAGUUCCCCCUGCCCCGCACAAUCUGGGACGGCGAGCAGAAGACGCAUUGCUUUAAGGAAAGAACUCGCAGUUUGUUGAGAGAGUGGUAUCUCCAAGACCCCUACCCCAACCCGUCCAGGAAACGCCACUUGGCCCAGGCCACAGGACUCACACCCACACAGGUCGGCAACUGGUUCAAGAACCGCCGACAAAGAGACCGCGCUGCAUCCGCAAAGAACAGAAUGCAGCAGGACCCCUCUCUCCUGCCCUCCGAGAGUUCACGUGACGGCUCCCAUCAGGAGCGCCGUCAUCACCCCCACUUGUUGCCUACCUCUCCUCGCCACCUGGGCAGCCCAGAGGCCAGUGACUGUAGCACAGAGACCGAGCGCAGAGGAAUGGGAGCCUCCACCCCGGACAUCUCCGUUAGCAGCGACAGCGAGUUCGAGUCUUGAGAUGAUGGACUCGCUUCAUGGACGGACUCUCGUUUCCUGCAGAGGCGAGAGAGGCGUCUGUCAUCAGACUCAGACAUACAUUAAAGACACUUGAACUGUCUUGUUACUGUGGACACACUGGAGGUGUUAUCAGUGGGAGGAGGGCGCGGAAGAGGCCACUUGAUGUGGCUGUGAGUGGACACUGUAAGGGAAGGAUAUGCAAAAACAACAUGCACUUAAAAAAGCACCAUGGCACAUGACCUUGACUGUUAUAUGAAUUAGUUUACAGCUGAACAUGAGUCAGCACUGUUGAUAGGCAAACAUAGUACGGGUACUUCUACAUGAACAACAGUGUUUUUCAACACUCACAGUAUUUAUAGAAGUAAUGCCAAUGAUCUUUAGAUGAUGUGAAUAUUAAUAUUUUAAGUUUUGAUACUGGUUUCAUUAAAUAUUUUGGGAUAGAUAAUGUUCUAGUUAUUAUCUAAGCUACAUCAUUCCUUUGUAUGGACAUUGUGAGGACACAAUGAACAAUGCCUUGAGUAGGCUAUUAAUAUAGGUAACUAUAUCCACAUGCACAUAAAUAACUUGUUUAUCUUUGGAUUAGGGAAAUUUCAUUGGCUGAUGCAAUGAUCCAAUGCAUGCUCUGUUUGCCAUCGAACUUUGCCCAUGUUUCAAAAUGGUUACAAAGUUGUGUUUUAACACAAAUGGUGGUGGAAAAAAGUCCAAAAUCCACCUAUUUAAUGGCACGAGUAAAAAUAAAGCUGGUAAGCAAACCUUGUCCAUAAUCUUGUUAAUCAGAGUAAUCAGGUUAUAAUGUGCAUGUAAACAUAGUGACAGACCAAAACUAUUUUCACUGCCUUAAUAAGGAACUAAUGGCAUCACUCUUCUACAAUGCAAAAACAAACAAUAACAUAACUUUAGACAGAUUUUACCGUAUGUAACUAAUGAGCUACAUGUGCUGCUAAAAUACAAAGCAUUUUGUUACUAGCUGUGUUUUACCUGCUCCUGUGUUACUAUGUCGAGCUUUUUGUAAAUGCUCCUGAGCUGCUCUGAUGAUCCUGCAGGAGCUGAAACAGAAAAGACGAAACAGCGAGAAUGUAAAAGCACUGAUCGGUCUUAACUCAUGUGCCUAUUUACAUCUGAAAACAGUGAAACCUAGUCACAUAUGAUUGUGUCCUCAUGUCGGAACGACACACUCAAAGGCCUACUGUCUGCUGUCUUUCUUACAACCAUCAUUUCUCAUAAUACAUUACUGCAUUUCAAUGAAAAGAUGUAUUUUGUAAAUGUUUUAUGUAAAUAAAUGAACCUAUUUUUA
Messenger RNA from Dicentrarchus labrax (European seabass), 2422 nucleotides. It is a transcript of the gene six7, whose product is annotated as SIX homeobox 7. Gene Ontology annotation, molecular function: DNA-binding transcription factor activity, RNA polymerase II-specific; RNA polymerase II cis-regulatory region sequence-specific DNA binding. Lineage: Eukaryota; Metazoa; Chordata; Actinopteri; Moronidae. Gene Ontology annotation, biological process: regulation of transcription by RNA polymerase II; eye development. Gene Ontology annotation, cellular component: transcription regulator complex; nucleus. The transcript has 3 exons. The coding region runs from base 346 to 1128 and encodes 260 amino acids. The record is from RefSeq and is a predicted model, not a curated record.